GCGAAGGUUAAUAGUAAUGAAACUCAAAACCCUGGCCCUUCUACCUCUGCAAAAGUAGACAAUCAUGAUGCAAUCAUGUCAAUGUUAGUCUCAAUCCAAGAAGGUCAGAAAAGACAAUCUGACGAUAUAAGGUCUUUAAAAGACCGGGUACAAGACAUUGAAGAAUAUGACGAGGGUAAUAAUUAUGAUGAUAAUUAUGAUGAAGGUGAAGAAAACCCCCAUGAUGAUGGGGAAAAUGUAGACAAUGAAAGUGAACCACCUGCUAAGAAGAAGAACAAAGAUGAUAAUAGGUUUUCAUCUAUGUCUAAGAGAUGUAAGGUUCAAGAACUUUGUGAUGUCAAAAUUGAUGAGGUCUUGGCAAAUAAUGUCAAUGAGUUGUUCAGGAAUGGUAUGAAUGAGGAACAGUACUCUGAGUUAACUAAAGAUGAAAACAAUGCAAGACCUGAAAAUUGUGAAGGUUUAUCUAUUGUAAGAAUAAACCAACUCAUGUGGAAUGUAAUUUCACCAGGAGCACAAUCUGCUGAUAAAAAAUUACAAUUUCUUGAAAGAACUAUUGUAAAAGCAGCAACAAUUCUAACAAAAACUGUCAACAAAAUGGCUAUUGACGAAAACAACAAUGCCAAUGGUAACUCUGGUAGUGGAGAAUACAUUGACAAAUGUAAUGAUGUAUUGGCUUUGUUGGGCCAUGCAAACCGCCAAUUUAAUAUGACUAGAAGGGAUUUUUUAGAGCCCGAAAUGAUGGCAGAAUAUGUGCCUCUCUGCUCACACUCUGUUCCUUACACAAACAACCUUUUUGGAGAUGAUGUCUCUAAAGUUGCAAAGGACAUUGAAGAUUGUUCCAAAGUUGGAAACAAGUUGAAGUUUGGUAGUGGCAGAGGUAGAGGCGGAGGCUUCUUCAGAGGUGGUAGAGGAGGCCACAGAGGUACUUUUAGCAGAGGUGGCUACCGUGGAGGAAGAGGUGGCUUCCGAGGAGGAAGAGGUCGAGGUUCCGGCCCUAUUCCAAAAAACUCCCAGAGAGGAGGAAAUCCACAGAAGUAUUAGAUACAUCAAAUGAAUUUAUUGAGCCGGUGCAUUUUCAAAAUCAGAGAGGACGGUGCAAGAGGAGUAGUAAUAGCUCCAUUUUGGCAGACACAAACUUGGUUUCCGAGACUAAUGCAGUUGUUAACAGACAAUCCAAUCGUUCUUCCAAAGAACAAGAAGAUGUUGAAUCUUUCUCACGAUCCACAAUCUGUUCAUCCUUUACACAAGAAAAUGAAACUAAUUGCAUGUCUAGUGUCAGGAGUAGCUUCAGAGAACGAGGAUUUUCUAAAGAAACAACCCACAUACUCAUGUCGUCUUGGAAAUCAAGUACAAAGAAACAGUACCAAGUGUAUAUCAGGAAAUGGUUCAAAUAUUGUAACAAAAAACAAAUUAAUUGCUUUCAAAUUUCUGUAGGAACAGUGCUUGAAUUUUUUACAACUUUAUUUAAGGAAUGUAAUUUAGGCUAUAGUAGUUUUAAAUCUAGCUCGAGGAGCUCUUUCGUCUUUAGGACUUACUAUUGACAGUAUUCCAGUUGGACGUCAUGCAAUGGUGAUAAGAUACAUGAAAGGAAUUUUUAAUCUUCGUCCACCCAGACCUAGAUAUGAAUCUACAUGGGACGUUAGUAAAGUACUACAAUUUUUGCGUAGCCUAUCACCAGUGAAAUAUUUAAAAUUGAAAGAUUUAACAUUAAAACUUACAAUGUUAAUAGCUUUGACAAAUGCAGCUCGAGCUCAAUCAAUUCAUUUCAUGAAUGUUAAUCAUGUACAUAAAGUGAAGGGAGAAUUUAUUUUUGUUUUGAAUGAACUUGUUAAACAAAGCCGUCCUGGUUAUAAGGAGCCAACUGUAAAUAUAAAAGCUUACCCUCCAGA
Molecule: messenger RNA, 1889 nt
Organism: Mytilus trossulus (common blue mussel)
Lineage: Eukaryota; Metazoa; Mollusca; Bivalvia; Mytilida; Mytilidae
Exons: 2
Coding region: 76-1041 (321 amino acids)
Source: RefSeq, a predicted model, not a curated record